Molecule: messenger RNA, 1046 nt
Organism: Gymnogyps californianus (California condor)
Lineage: Eukaryota; Metazoa; Chordata; Aves; Accipitriformes; Cathartidae
Gene: ACBD6
Product: acyl-CoA binding domain containing 6
Exons: 8
Coding region: 1-831 (276 amino acids)
Molecular function (GO): protein binding; fatty-acyl-CoA binding
Source: RefSeq, a predicted model, not a curated record
AUGGCGUCGCCCCCGCUGGAGGCGGCGGCGGUGGCGGCGGCCGGGAGCGGCGGCGAGGCGAGCUCGGGAUCCGAGGAGACGGGGACGGUGCCGCCGGGCCGCGACCUGGCCGCGCUCUUCGAGCAGGCGGCCGAGCGGCUGCCGGCGCUGCUGCCCACGGCCAGCAAGGAGCAGCUGCUCUACCUGUACGCCCGCUACAAGCAGGUGAAAUUUGGAACCUGUAACACUCCCAAGCCAAGCUUCUUUGAUUUUGAGGGAAAGCAGAAAUGGGAGGCUUGGAAAGCCCUGGGAGAUACCAGCCCUCAUCAAGCUAUGCAGGAGUAUGUUGCUACAGUGAAAAAACUGGACCCCAGUUGGAAUCCACAGACGACAGAGAAGAGGGGAAAGGAAGGCAAAACUGCAUUUGGAGGCCCGGUUGUCAGCUCAUUAUAUCAAGAAGAAACAAUCAGGGAAGAGGACAAGAACAUUUUUGAUUACUGCAGAGAAAACAACAUUGACUAUGUAACCAAAGCCAUUCGAUCAAAAAAAGUGGAUGUGAAUGUCACAGAUGAGGAGGGCCGGGCUCUGCUCCACUGGGCGUGCGACAGAGGACACAAGGAGCUGGUUUCAGUACUGUUACAGAAUGCUGCUGACGUUAACAGCCAGGAUGGGGAAGGCCAGACUGCACUCCAUUACGCUGCCGCCUGCGAGUUUUUGGACAUUGUGGAGCUGCUGCUGAAGUCGGGAGCCGACCCCGCGCUCCGGGACCAGGAGGGUUGCUUGCCGGAGGAGGUGACAGACUGUAAAGCCAUCACUUUGGCUCUGCAGCAGCACGCCGCUGGCAAGACCUAACCCCGCGGCGACGCGCGGCAGGGGAGGACAGAGACGCUCCGCAAUAACGCCCCUUCUCUUCCCCCACUGCCCUCCGAAACGCCUUGGGGGUUCAAAGGGGAGCUUUUAGAGCACAGGGUCUGGGUGGGCUCGCCAGCACGAGGGCUGGCUGGCCGAGCAGGUAUCCUGGGCAGGAUGGGAUCAGGGUUUUGCAUGCUCUGACGUAUAUCAGUAUU